This is a messenger RNA of Arctia plantaginis, 939 nucleotides long. Lineage: Eukaryota; Metazoa; Arthropoda; Insecta; Lepidoptera; Erebidae. The record is from the annotation of a GenBank genome assembly.
AUGGGGGAAAUGAGAGUAAUAACCCCAUCAGAAGUAGAUGUUCUUCUACUAGCAGAUGCUUGUGCCAUGAGAUUUAAAGUGAAAAUUCCACUGCCUGGUCUAGGACCGGCAAUAACGUUUACUACAAAACACAAAUUCCAUAAACUUUAUAGGAUUGUUAUUGGUCGCCAUACUAAAGUCAUAGAUUUGACUUCUGAUGAACAACAGGUGACUGUAUUUGCAUUACAUAAUGUUGAUUUACAACAUCCAGAGUUUUGGAUAACAUGGUACAACAAGACAAUUAAAAUGGGGUUAUGGGGUAAACAACAUCCCUUCUUAGUAUAUCCUAUGCAUACUGAUUUAGAAAUAGGAUAUGUGCAGUUUAACACACUGAGCGGAAAUUGGGCACCAGUGGAAUGGAUUGUUGAAACUUCGCCAGUUAUUUUGAAGGAAAUGCCAAGCCGAACAUUUGAAAGUAAACUUUGCUGGGUUUCACCGCAGGGUGAUAAGCUGCCAGCAAAUGCUAUGAUUGGCGGAUUUGAAUUUGAACCUACUUACAUAGCUAGGGCACACCAUAACCAUUCACUUUGUCCUGGCAAAUAUGUACCAUCGAAAAAGCUUGCCUAUGUACCAUGGGGUUUCAGAGAACACGCGAAGAGAGAUUAUGAGAUCCUAUGUGGUUACAAUGCGAUAUGGGUAAAAACAAAGUUAAACUACAUUCCAACCAAUGCUGUCAUCGGUGGACGCUCUGAAGUGCACAAUGAGCCUCUGUACAUAGGCCGAGCUAUGCACGACGGCAAGCUUUUAACAGGCAAAGUACACAUUCGGUACAAAACUUGUUAUUUACCGUACAACGGUCAGGAAAUCGAAGUUAGUUCGUAUGAAAUAUUAGUUAUUCCCGAAGAUGAAAUAAAACAAACUAUACCGUUCAAUUUACAAGCAAAAGUAAAAAUUAUAUAG